Messenger RNA from Nicotiana attenuata, 1209 nucleotides. RefSeq names its product transcription initiation factor TFIID subunit 13. Gene Ontology annotation, molecular function: protein heterodimerization activity. Lineage: Eukaryota; Viridiplantae; Streptophyta; Magnoliopsida; Solanales; Solanaceae. Gene Ontology annotation, biological process: transcription by RNA polymerase II. Bases 195 to 581 code for a protein of 128 amino acids. The record is from RefSeq and is a predicted model, not a curated record. The transcript has 6 exons.
CAGUUGAUUUGAAACCCGUUAAAGUCAGUACCCGUUUUAAAGGACUGCCGAACCUAACUGCAUAAAAUCCACCGAUUGAUGCCCUAAUCAUUGUUGGAGAUUUCAAUUUGAAAUUCGCUCUUCUAUCGCACUUUCUUCUCCAGUAGAAUCAACACAAAUGCAGGUUGAAAAGUGGAAGUUGGAAUAAAUAGAAAAUGAACAACUCUUCUAUAGGGCCAUCGACAAAAGCUAGAGUAGGAGCAUCGCAACCAUCAGAAAGUUCAUUAAAAAGAAAACGUGGCAUGUUUCAGAAAGACCUGCAACACAUGAUGUAUGGGUUUGGAGAUGAUAGUAAUCCGCUUCCAGAGACUGUGGCACUUGUGGAGGACAUCGUUGUGGAUUAUGUCACUGAUAUGGUGCACAAAGCUCAAGACAUUGCAACCAAAAGGGGGAAGCUUUUGACAGAGGACUUUCUGUUCUUAAUCAGAAAGGACUUGCCCAAACUUAACCGGUGUACAGAAUUAUUGUCCAUGAAUGAGGAGCUGAAACAAGCUCGGAAGGCUUUUGAGGUUGACGAAGAGAAAUUAGCUACACUUGAGUGAUGGGGAGAAUAUAAAGUUAUGAUCUUACUUCAGAAUGCCAAAUUGAGUGGCACCUUAGGGACCAGUGUAUACAAUCUGCUCCUCAUUUGCCAAAACAGAAGAGUUAAUAGCUGCUGUCCGCAGUUUUCUCCAGCCUAAUCAAAUGACUGUGUCACCUUGUAUCUGUGCUUAGAGUUACCUAGUCUUUGUUCUAGUUAACCUGUCUUUGAACAUGCUUUUUUCUCUCUGUCCCCAGUUCCCAACAUACACCUGUGUACAGUUGAUAUCCUGCUUCUGCUCAGUGUGCAGUUUCUUGGGGAUUUUUAUCAGAAAAAAAACACUGGGCAUCGAGCUAAUUGGAAUGUUCUGCCUGCUUCAUUAGAUCCUCCUCAAUGAUGAAAUCAGUUUCUUAAGUGCUCUUUUGAUGCAUUGAAUCCACCCUCAUGUACUUGAAGAAUUCGAUCCAAGGGCAGCUGAUAUGUCAUCUAUCUACUUUUUUUCCCCGUAGAUAAUGCCAUCUAUCUACUUAACACAAGUUGCCGUUCAAUUAGAUUGGUUUAAAUCUGUUUAAUACGCUAGAGAACCUACAAAGAUUUGUAUUUUUUACAAAAUCCGUAACGUUAAGCAUUUCAAUUCUUCAAAACUUUCA